Molecule: messenger RNA, 1788 nt
Organism: Paramuricea clavata
Lineage: Eukaryota; Metazoa; Cnidaria; Anthozoa; Malacalcyonacea; Plexauridae
Source: the annotation of a GenBank genome assembly
AUGUUGCAGAAAAAAAAUUCUUGCAAGCAAUUGGGGGAUGAAAAAAAAAUUGUGCACAGAAAAAUUCGAAAUCGAUCAUGUCCAUAUGUCACCAAUGAAAUAAAAGAACUCAUGAAGUCUCGGGACCUACACCUCCGUCGGUUUCAACUGACACGCGAUGAAGGUGAUUGGGUAGUUUACAAAGAAUAUCGUAAUAACGUAAAAACCAAAAUUAAAACCGCAGCGAAGGACCACACCUUCAACGAAGUAAGAGAACAUAAACACAAUUCGAGAUCCCUAUGGAAAAUAAUUAAUAAUAUAAUUCCCUCGAAGGAAAAGGAAACACAAGUUUAUAGUAAAGAUCCAAAAACAGUUGCAGAAGAUUUCAACCUUUUUUUUACUUCUGUGGGACGGAACGCUGCUGCGACAGCCGAAAGUUUAGCCAAAGACAACAAUGUUGCACUGUCAAAUCCUCUGUCAAAUGUAAUCACUUAUCCAUCUGAUCAACUGUUCAAUUUCCAAUCCGUUACUUGUACAGAGGUUCAACGCAUUAUCAUGGCUAUGCCAAGUAAUAAGUCACCAGGACCAGAUAAAAUAGGCAUGCGUGUCAUCAAAGACUGUCUUCCAAUCAUACUGGGUCCUCUUACGCAUAUGAUAAAUUGCUCUCUAAUGACAAGCACAUUCCCUGACCUAUGGAAGAUUUCUGAAGUUAUACCCCUACUAAAAGAAGGAGACCACGAGAUAGCCUCAAACAAUCGGCCUCUCUCACUACUCGAGGUAGUUUCAAAAGUUUGUGAAAAAGUUGUUCUAAAUCAAUUUAGCUCCUACCUCAAAGAAUUUAAUCGCAUAUCGUCACAUCAAAGCGGGAAUAGGAGUCUUCACUCCACCGAAACCUUAAACAUAUUUGUUACCGAUACGAUGUUGGAAGCCAUAGACAACAAAAAUCUAACGGCACUAAUUUUAUUGGAUUUAUCCAAGGCAUUUGACAGUGUCAGUCAUUCGAUUUUAUUACACAAAUUGAGUUGUAUCGAUGCUUCACCCGAAGCUGUUAAAUGGUUCCAAGACUAUUUAACAGGCAGAUCCCAAUACGUGCGCAUUGGAUCCACCAAGUCAUCAGCUCGCCCGAUAACCCAUGGCGUUCCACAAGGUGCAAUACUAUCACCACUUCUGUUUUGCAUCUAUAUUAAUGAUCUGCCAGGGAGCAUACAAUCGUGUAACCUUGAUUCAUACGUAGACGACUCAAAGCUUUACAAAUCAUUCCGCAUCUACGACUUGGAACAGACAACUAUCAAUUUAGAGGCAGAUCUACAAAUAGCAGCCAAGUGGUGUUUGGAGCACCAAUUACUGAUCAAUCCAGAAAAAACUAAAUUCCUUGUAGUCGGUUCAAGACCCAUGCUGCAGAACGUACCUACAGAAAUAUCGCUAACAUUUUUAGGAAAGACUAUAAGACCUGUUUUAUUAGCUAAAGAUUUGGGAAUCAAUUUGGAUUCGUACCUAUCCUACGACGUCCACAUAUCUAAACUCGUUUCGUCGUGUAUGAGAAAACUAUGUCAAAUAAAUCGCGUGAAGGAUAGUUUCGAUAAUGAAACAUUAAAAUUGGUCAUUGAGAUACUUGUAAUUAACAAGCUUCUGUACUGCUCUACGGUGUGGUCCAACACGUCAUCUAACAAUAUCAAUAAACUUCAAUCAGUGCAGAACUUCGCGUGCAGAGUUAUAUCAGGGGUAGGAAAGUUCGAUCACAUAACUCCGGCGUUGCGCGAACUAAAUUGGUUGCCAGUGGAAAAGUUAUUAUUGGAAAGGGAUAAAUGA